AUGGCAGCUGUUGUGACACAAUCUUCAACUUCAAUUCUUAGCAAGCUCGGCACUAGCAUUGCCGGAGCCGGUGCAAGCUGGCUUUUCACCAAAGGGCUGAACGCAUUGACAGGCGGUAGCGAAACCGACCAAUUAAAAAACGACAUUAACAAGGUUCUUCAAGAAGUGGAUGAGAUCAAUAAAGCAGUACAGAGUCUCUCACAGACACUUCUUUCUGACGUUGUAACAUUGCGAGGAGAUGAGCUGCAGCAGCCCAUAGACGAUAUCAACGCGCUCUACACCGAUAUUGGCCAGAUCAUCAACACUGUUUUGGCUUUGCCAACCACUCUAUCCGCCGCCGAUCGUGCGACUCAAGUUCAGGAUGCUCAGAGUCGUCUCAACUCCCGCCUUACAGAUUGCGCCAAUGAUGUUCCUAAGUAUCUCACAAAGAUCAAUAGCUUCCUGACAGAAAAGGCAUCCGGGGACCAGGUUGGAGAGCCGUUUCUUCAGCAGGUCGCUCAGAAGUGUCUGGAUAAUUCUACGGACUUUCUAAGCUACUAUGGAAAGACAAAGGCAAUUAUCAUCGGGUACUGGGUAGUGGUGGCCAAAGGAAUUGCUCUUCUUCAAAUGGCCUUUGAGAGUCCUGGCGUGAACUAUGUUGAAGGGGCCGAUGCAAUCCAAACGCAGAAAAACAACUUGAGCCAACAAGAUCAAGUCUUUCGAACAACAAUCGGUCAAAACACCAUCGAAAUCGCCGAGCUUGUUCUCAAUUCAGAACAGCCGUGCUACACCGCCAUCUCCUUCGCCAGCAAUGCCGGUUAUGGCGUCGCAUUAUGGAUUUUGUCUAAUCAGUAUGCUCAGGAGAUGUGUGUAGGGUGUCCAGGUACGCCCAUCUCACCAGACGGCGCUGCAGUUGGCCCCACGCUCUGGUGGCUUGAAUCACACCGUGCACUCUUCGACUAUGAACCCAGUGGUAGUUAUGCUCUACAGCUUAGGGAAAACGCAACCAAUAUGCGCUUGGCGAUGACCGGAUCACAAUGGGAAGCUGUUGAAAUUCCGGACUUUGACAAGAAUGACGCGAAUGUCUGGUUCAUUAAGCCCAUCACACCUGGAUCAGAUAGGUACUCUCUACAGUUCCAUAGUCGCUACCAAGGAUUCAGUAACUUUUUGGUUGCCAAGAAAAUGCUGUCAAGUGGAGAUGGUCCUCUUGCGACAGAGGAAGAGGGAGUUGUUGAAUUGAGAUGGGAGGAGACGUUUGAUCCUGAUAGCACAGCGUUUCGCUGGCAGAUCUCUGGUUGGGUUGACCCUCAAUCUACUUAA
Molecule: messenger RNA, 1299 nt
Organism: Fusarium fujikuroi IMI 58289
Lineage: Eukaryota; Fungi; Ascomycota; Sordariomycetes; Hypocreales; Nectriaceae
Exons: 2
Coding region: 1-1299 (432 amino acids)
Source: RefSeq, a predicted model, not a curated record